AUGGCCUUCUCAUGUCUGUUGCCCUGCUCAACACAAGCAGCCUGGUUUCGGCUUGGAGUGGUGGGACCCUGGGGGUGUGAUCCCCUCUUUGCCAAGGCCCUUCCCAGUGUAGCAGCACAGCUGGCCGUAAACCGCAUCAACAAGGACCCGUCGCUAUCCUAUGCUGCAACUUUUGACUUCGUUGUGCUGCAGGAGCCGUGUGAAACAUCAAGAGCACUCGAGACGUUCAUCGGUUUCCACACCAAGGCCUCGGCGUAUAUCGGACUAGCAAACCCUGGCUACUGUGAUGCUGCUUCAAUGCUAAGCAAAGGCUGGAACAAAGCACUGUUUUCUUGGGGGUGUGUUGGCUAUGAACUGGAUGAUGUUCGGAACCACCCAACUUUUGCCUUCUCCAUGCCAAGGCCCACCUUGGUGCUGCUCAGCAUCAUAAAGUACUUCAGGUGGGCCCACGUUGGCAUCAUCUCUUCUUCAGAUGACAUCUGGGUAGAGACAGCCACCAAGGUAGCUGAUUCCCUGAGGAGCCAUGGCCUGCCAGUCAAACUGGUAAGUUUUCUGGAGAACACGCCUCAUGGCAUAAGGCGAACUCUGGCUAAGAUCCGCAAAAUGAAAGAAAUCAAAGUUGCGAUCCUCUGCAUGCAUUCUGCACUGAUUGGUGGCGUAGUCCAGAAGCUGCUGUUGGAGACGGCGUAUGACAUGCAGAUGAUUGACGGCUCCUUGGUCUUCGUGCCCUAUGACACCCUGCUCUACAGCAUGCCCUACCACAAUGUGUCCUACCCAGCUCUGAGGGGCAACAGCAAACUACUGCGGGCCUAUGAUGCUGUGCUAACCAUCACCAUCGACUCGCCACAGGCGUCGUUCUAUGAUGCCUACAGAGAGGCCAUGGAAAGGCGAGAGGUGGCGAGGACUCUGAAGCCACAGCAGGUGUCUCCUCUCUUUGGCACCAUCUACAACUCCAUCCUCUUUAUGGCUCAUGCUGCACAUCGGGUCAGGGAAUCUGGAGAGUGGAUGUCUGGGGGAAACCUGGCAAGACGUACCAAUAACCUGGCCUUCCAGGGUUUCAGCCAUCCAAUCAAAACAAACACUUCUGGAGAAGUUCUGCUUGACUACCUGAUUCUGGACACAGAUGGACUCUCCUGGGAGCUGAAACCAACAUACAGGAUUGACAUGGAUGCCAGUAUGGUGCACUUCCUUGGUCGAGACAUCCACUUCCCACAUGGCUAUGGACCCAGAAAGGACUCGAUGUGCUGGUUUACUCCUGGAGUCAUCUGCUCAGGAGGGGUGGACUUGUUCUCAGUCAUCACCAUGUUCCUCUGGGCCGUAGCGCUUUCUGUUUUUGCAGUGGCAUUUAUUUACUGCAUCAGGCGGCGAAUCAAUCAGAUUCGUCUAGUCAGGGGUCCAAACAAGAUUUUGCUGUCUCUGGAUGAUGUCACAUUUAUAAACCCAUCAAUCAGCAAUAAGAAACUGAGUCUUGACAGCAGCAAGGCCAGUGGCAUGAAGAGCAUAUCAGAGUGCAGCAUUUUGUCACCAGUCUCCACCCAAUCCCCGGCCACCUAUGAGAACUCCAAUGUUGUAAUAUAUGAGGGUGACUGGGCAUGGUUGAAGAGACUUCCGGAUGGGACAUUCAGCAGCAUCCAUCCCAAAACCAGCCAAGUGUUUGAGCUGAUGAAGGACAUGCGCCAUGAGAAUGUGAACCCCUUCCUGGGCUUCUUUCAUGACUGCGGCGUGUUCGCCAUUGUGACCGAGUUCUGCUCCAGAGGGAGUUUGGAGGACCUGCUGCUGAACGAGGACGUCAAACUCGACUGGAUGUUCAAGUCAUCUCUGCUACUGGAUCUGAUAAAGGGGAUGAAAUACCUCCAUCACCGUGGGGUGUCCCACAGUCGUCUGAAGUCCCGUAACUGUGUUGUCGAUGGGCGUUUUGUCCUGAAGGUCACAGACUACGGCUACAAUGAGGUUCUGGAGGCUCAGAGGUUCCCUUACGUUGAACCACCUGCAGAAGAGUUGCUGUGGACGGCACCAGAGAUCCUGAGGAUCUUUGGGCAGCCAGGUCUUCAUGGUACCACAGCUGGUGACGUGUACAGCUUUUCAAUCGUCAUGCAGGAAGUGGUAAUCAGAGGGCCUCCAUUCUGUAUGCUGGACCUGUCUGCUAACGACAUUAUAGAGAAGCUGCGCAAGCCUCCUCCACUGUGUCGUCCAGUGGUCAGUCCAGACUACGCUCCAUUAGAGUGCAUCCAGCUGAUGAAACAGUGCUGGAGCGAGCAGCCGGACAAGAGACCCAGCUUUGAAGAGAUCUUUGACCAGUUUAAGAACAUUAACAAGGGCAAGAAAACAAACAUCAUAGACUCGAUGCUGCGAAUGCUGGAGCAGUACUCGUCUAACUUGGAGGAGCUGAUCAGAGAGAGAACGGAGGAGCUGGAGAUCGAGAAACAGAAGACGGAGAAGCUGCUGACACAGAUGCUUCCUCCCUCUGUUGCCGAGGCCCUGAAAGUCGGAGGAACAGUUGAACCCGAGCAUUUUGACAGUGUGUCUCUUUACUUCAGCGACAUUGUCGGCUUCACCACCAUCUCAGCCAACAGUGAACCCAUCGAGGUUGUCGACCUGCUCAACGACCUUUACACGGUGUUUGACGCCAUUAUAGGAAACCAUGAUGUCUACAAGGUGGAGACGAUAGGAGAUGCUUACAUGGUGGCGUCAGGUGUUCCCAUCCGGAACGGGAACCGCCACGUUGCAGAGAUAGCAAACAUGGCACUGGACAUCCUGAGCGCUGUGGGCACGUUCAAAAUGAGACACAUGCCUGAUGUUCCUGUCAGGAUACGGAUAGGACUACACACAGGUCCUUGUGUGGCUGGCGUGGUUGGUCUCACUAUGCCCCGCUACUGUCUGUUUGGAGACACGGUGACCACAGCUUCUAGAAUGGAGUCCAGCGGGCUGCCCUACAGGAUCCACGUCCAUGAGAGCGUAGUAAAAGUCCUGAUAGACCUUAACCAGGGCUACAAACUAGAGUUAAGAGGCAAGACCGAAGUCCAGGGGAAGCAAGUCGAGGAGACCUACUGGCUUGUUGGCAAGGAGGGCUUUACCAAACCUCUGCCUGUCCCUCCAGUGCUCAAAUCUGGGUAG
Cheilinus undulatus (humphead wrasse) is the source of this 3114-nucleotide messenger RNA. RefSeq names its product guanylyl cyclase 2 (gene gc2). Bases 1 to 3114 code for a protein of 1037 amino acids. Gene Ontology annotation, biological process: receptor guanylyl cyclase signaling pathway; protein phosphorylation; intracellular signal transduction. The transcript has 22 exons. Gene Ontology annotation, molecular function: protein kinase activity; guanylate cyclase activity; ATP binding. The record is from RefSeq and is a predicted model, not a curated record. Lineage: Eukaryota; Metazoa; Chordata; Actinopteri; Labriformes; Labridae.